UAAACGGCAGUUCGAGAACACGAUAUAUCGACUAGUCGAACAUUAUCAUCGAGAUAUCUCAUGCGAAUUGACACACGGGCAAGUGUCAAACCGUUUGACGCAAAUGCGUAUAAAUUGAAGGAGAAUGGACUUCGAAAGUCCUGACGUUGAAAAAGAAUUUCCCGGGUUGUACGCGUCCGAGUCGGCGAGAAAAAGCAACGAGAGCGAUUUUAGUGAUGAAGGCAGUCACGAUAAGCAUUCCAAGAAGGAGCUCCUGGGAGGGAAGCGGAAGGACAAGAAGGACCGGAAAGACAGAGGUUACGCGACCCUAGAGGGUGAGAGUUCGCCGGACGAGGAUCAAGAGACAAAAAGUCCUUCGAAAUCAAAAAAGACCAAAGCUUUUAAAUUCCCAUCAAAGAAAGAGAAGCGAGAGAAGUCACGGGAGAAGGAAGCAAAAGAAAAAGAUGUUGAGAAGGAGAAAGAUAAAAAGAAGAAGGAAAAGGAUGAAAAAGAUAUAGACAAGGAAAAGCGGAAGGAAAAGGAUAAAGACAAGUCGAAGCAAAAAUUAAAGGAUCGGAAGAAAGGAAAACAUGCUGGUGGUGAAGGAUUGGAUAUCGGUGAGGAACAACCGAUUUUCGGUGUUAGCCUUCACCUAGCCAUUGAAAGAAGUUGUUGUCACGAUGGAGUCGAGUUACCCUUAGUGGUACGAGAUUGCAUAGAUUACGUGGAGGAGCAUGGAAUGAACGUGGAAGGCCUGUACAAAGUCCCUGGGGUGAAGUCGAAGGUUCAACACUUGAAGAAGUUAUAUAAUAACCGAGAGCCGGUGAAUAUAUCUGAGUUCGAACCUACGGUAGCUACGAGCUUAUUGAUACUCUUUCUUAGAGAACUACCAGAACCCGUGCUGGAGAACAGCGAAACGAUAUCGCGCUUCGAGCAGGCCGCCUCGACCAAGGACGUUGCGCAGCGGGAAGCGCAGUUGGCCCAGCUGACGCAGCAGUUACCGGAAUGCAACAGAAUUCUCCUGGCGUGGGUCACAUUACAUUUGGAUCAUGUCACGGCACGAGAGAAGACGACGAAGAUGAACGCACAAACGAUCUCGAUGACAUUAAGUCCGGUUUUGCAAAUGAGCCACAGAUUACUAUUGGCUCUAUUGUUUCAUUGCAAGGCAUUGUUUCCGAAUGUGCAAUUGACAAAAUAUGUGCCACCGCUAUCGUCCGGUAGUACCAAUCUGCCAGAUUCCGUGGAAGGUAUAACUGCGGAAUUAUCCAAGCAGGAAUCAUUACUUUCCCAAAUUCAUAUGCAGAUGAACGCCGGUUUUGUGACGAAAUCUCGUGAAGAACAAUUGUGGGAGGUACAACGGAUGAUAACACAAUUGAAGAGAAAGUAUAAAACGGUUCAAAAAUUGGAAGGUGCUACGCAAAAGAGUAUAGACGAAGAAAUAAAAUCAUCCGAUAAUGUCCCAAUAGAAUCUACCCAGAAGCCAAAGAUUGUAGAUGAAGACGUCGGACAGGCAAAAUCUAGCGAUGCUCAAUCGUUGACUAACUUGAUAAAAAAAGAUAAUAAACUGCACAAUGUAGAAGAGGCGAAAGAGAAAUGUUCCUGCUCGGCAAAUACCAGUGCAAACGCCACACAAAAUGAACAGAGCAUAAGUGUACAAGAAAAAGACAUGGUUGAUUCCGCGGUUGAAGCUGCAACGGUUAUACCGCAAGAAUCUGAAAAUGUAUCGCCGAAUGACAAACCGACCGAACCUGAAGAAGAAGACGUCAUAGAUAAGUUGCGAGAAAGAUUGAUCCAUGAGGAAUUGCUGAAUAUGCAGGCGUUACUGAAAUCUCGCAUCAGUCAGGAGAGGAACGAGAUCAAACGAUUGAUGGAGAUGCUGACGGAGCGCGGCACGGAGAAGAAGAAACCCAAAGAGAGGACGCAUUCUCCCAACGAAGCUGAAAUGACGGCCAUGAUACAGCUAGUCAAAGAAAAUCAGUUACUCGAAAAAAAGAUGACGACAUUGAUACGCAGUAUUAUUGAGGAAAAAGAUGCCUGUGUAGAACUACGUGUACAAUUGGCAGUACAUCAACUAAUGGCCAAAACCUGACCACAGACUUCACAUCGAAAUCCUAAUAUCUAUACACUAUAAAAAUACGAUCUGACAUUACGUUUUUUGCAUAUAAUGACCAUAGUUUAUAAUAUGUUACAAUUAACACAUGUACCAUUAACUCGUUUGACCUUUCCGUGAAUAAAAUACAAAAUGCUGAAA
Molecule: messenger RNA, 2230 nt
Organism: Pogonomyrmex barbatus (red harvester ant)
Lineage: Eukaryota; Metazoa; Arthropoda; Insecta; Hymenoptera; Formicidae
Gene: Rlip
Product: Ral interacting protein
Biological process (GO): small GTPase-mediated signal transduction
Molecular function (GO): small GTPase binding; GTPase activator activity
Source: RefSeq, a predicted model, not a curated record